AUGGCAGCCUGCUACCGCCACAAGCAAGGCUUGCAGGUGACGUCUUUAGUCUUCAGGCGAAGUUUCUUCAGUUUCUGCUUUGGACGUUCGCAGGAGGAGAUAGAGCUGGAGAAGAUGAAGCUCGAAAACGAAAGGAUGAAGCUGGAAAAUGUCAACAGGCAAGUCCGCCUUCGUGAGCAGGAGACCAGCCUUCGUGAGCAGGAGACCCGUCUUCGUGAGCAGGAGAUUUGCGAAAACCAACGUGUGAGUGAGGAAGGGCGGCGACAGUCGGAGUCAGAUGCGGCUACACUCAAGAGGCCCAGGGUAGAAAUGGUGCAGCAAGCCCAGAGUCAGGUGGCGCAUGCACCCGCGAACGAGGAGGACGUCUUGAAGGAGCUUGAGACGAAUGGUUUCACAUUUUACAGCUGCCCCCAAUACUUCGUUGCUGAGGAAGGCCGUGUUGAGCAGGCAGCCAAUGAUGCGUUGCAACAGCUACCAUCCAAUACUCGCACUACGGUUGCUCGUCUGAUGGCAAACACAGAGGAGAGCGCCGGGGCCCAGAUGAUCUAUGAGUUCAAGGAUGGGCAGGGGGAGCUCACGAAGCUAGUCUACAAAGUGUCCAAGACAGGCUCCAAGAAAGCAGUUGCAGUCAUGCCAUUUGGGGCUUCCUUUCAGUGUGCCAAAGUUGUCAAGGGCCACACCACCACCAAAGAGACUGUUCCCGUUUUCGCAGAUCAGCCACGUGAGCAGUUGGCCGAAAAGGGUUUCUUCACGGACACCUACAAGACAGUCUAUGAGCGCAAGCAAGUGGGCGUAAAGACCGUUGAGAGGAUGGAGCCAAUCUUCGAUGAAAAGGUUCUCAGCGUUGACAAGCAGACCGAGAUGAUGAACGCCUUGGAAACGAGGGCUUCCCGUAAAGUCCUCAAAGAGAUUUGCUAA
Symbiodinium sp. CCMP2592 is the source of this 918-nucleotide messenger RNA. Lineage: Eukaryota; Dinophyceae; Suessiales; Symbiodiniaceae. The record is from the annotation of a GenBank genome assembly.